AUGCCUCGCAACGACAGACCCCGAGCUUACGACCAUUUACCAUCAGAGCGCUAUCAAGGCCGUGCUUCUUUCGGAGAGCCGCCUGCAAAGGUAAAGCGAAAGGAGAUUGCGGAUGAAACACUGUCUAGGGAUUCCUGGCGUCCUCAAAACCUUGGGGUCCCCGAACAGCCAGAGUCGAGUUUCUUCUCAUCACAGCUCAAAGAGCUUGAUAUGAGCGUCAACCACGGACACCUGUCACCCGAGAUCAAGGUUCGCUAUGGUGAUACUUUCUGUCUGGCUCGAGAGCUUCUCAAGUCCCGGCCCGACUACACUGGCAACAUGGCUGUGCUGAACUGCGCUUCUGACACUGAACUUGCUGGAGGCUGGCGGCAUCGGUCUGGGACGACUCAUGAGGAUGCACUUUGCUAUUCUUCCACACUUUGGCCAACCCUUGAUAAAUGGAGUGGCACCUAUCCUUGGCGCACGACAGUUGACAGAGACGGAAAUCCAGGAGAAUGUGCAGGCAUAUUCCACCCCAACGUGGUCAACUUUCGGGAUGAGUUGGCGAAAAACUGCUGCGUCCUUGAGCGGAAGGACUGA
Molecule: messenger RNA, 579 nt
Organism: Exophiala bonariae
Lineage: Eukaryota; Fungi; Ascomycota; Eurotiomycetes; Chaetothyriales; Herpotrichiellaceae
Exons: 1
Coding region: 1-579 (192 amino acids)
Source: RefSeq, a predicted model, not a curated record